Synchiropus splendidus (mandarinfish) is the source of this 707-nucleotide messenger RNA. RefSeq names its product Lipocalin-like. Bases 16 to 609 code for a protein of 197 amino acids. The record is from RefSeq and is a predicted model, not a curated record. The transcript has 7 exons. Lineage: Eukaryota; Metazoa; Chordata; Actinopteri; Syngnathiformes; Callionymidae. Gene Ontology annotation, molecular function: small molecule binding.
GCUGAUUUUUUGAAAAUGACAUCUCUUGCUCACUCUGCCUGGACCUCCAACGGAAGCACAAUGGCGUUACUUCUGACCGUGCUGGCAGGUGUCCUCUGCCUCAUGAGCGCCUCCUCAGAAGUCACACCUCAGCCCAACUUCGAUGCACAAGGGAUGGCUGGAAAAUGGUACCUGAUUGGAUUUGCCACAAACGCCGAGUGGUUUAUCAACCGCAGAGCCAGCAUGAAAAUGGGUACAGCAAUGUUUACCCCGACUGCCGAGGGGGACCUGGACAUGUCCUACGCCAGUCUCAGCCCAGAUGGCUCAUGUUGGAGACUGAACAACUUGGCGAGGAAGACAAAUGCGCUGGGAAGGUUCCAAUACACAAGUGAGCGCUGGGAGAAUCAGAAUGAAAUGUACAUGGUGGACGUCAAGUACGAUGAGUACGCCCUCACACACACCAUCAAGACCAAGGGUGGCGAAAGCACGGUGGUUAACAAGCUAUAUGGUCGAGGGGUUGACCUCAGUCCUGAGGUGAAGGAGAAGUUCAAGCUGUUCUCCUUGGAAACUGGGAUCCUACCAGAAAACAUUGCUUUCCUUCCCAAGAACGGUGAAUGCCCAGCUGCAUGACUUCCUCUCAAGACACUGAGAUUAAAGCGUCACUCUUACCAGAAGGCACUUGAGUCUUUAAAAAAAUAUGAAAAAUAAAAUGUCAAAGAAGUAAAAUA